AUGUGGUUAGAGAUUCUCCCUGGACUCGCCAUCAUGGGGGUGUGUUUGCUCAUCCCUGGAGUGGCCACUGUGAACAUCCACAAGUUCACUAAUGGGGGCAAGGAAAAGAGGGUUGCCCAUUAUUCAUAUCAGUGGAGUUUGAUGGAAAGAGAUAGGUGGAUCUCCGGGGUGAAUUGUUACUAUGUCUCAAAGGGUUUGGAGAAUAUUGACUGACUCAAGGAAGCAUUUUCCUGAUGG
Molecule: messenger RNA, 237 nt
Organism: Choloepus didactylus (southern two-toed sloth)
Lineage: Eukaryota; Metazoa; Chordata; Mammalia; Pilosa; Megalonychidae
Product: NADH dehydrogenase [ubiquinone] 1 alpha subcomplex subunit 1-like
Exons: 1
Coding region: 1-213 (70 amino acids)
Source: RefSeq, a predicted model, not a curated record